GUUGUUCUACCAUGGACACAGACAUGAUACCAACAUUCACUUCAAAAGACCAGGAGAUUGACUACUGGAAGGCCUUAUCCCUCAAGUAUAAGAACAGUUACCAUGAGGCCCAGGAGGAGUUGCUGGAGUUUCAGGAAGGGAGCAGAGAGCUGGAGGCAGAGUUAGAGGCCCAGCUAGGACAGGCUGAACACCGCCUCAGAGACCUGCACACAGAGAACCAAAGACUGAAGAGCGAGUUGGACAACCUCAAGGAGAAGUUGGAGCAGCAGUAUUCUCAGAGCUAUAAGCAGGUCUCCAUGUUAGAGGAUGACCUGGGACAGACCAGAGGAAUCAAGGAACAGCUUCAUAAAUAUGUCAGAGAACUGGAGCAGGCCAACGAUGACCUGGAGAGAGCCAAGAGGGCGACCAUCGUAUCUCUGGAGGACUUUGAGGGUCGUCUGAACCAGGCCAUAGAGAGGAAUGCCUUCCUGGAGAGUGAGCUGGAUGAGAAGGAGUCUCUACUGGUCUCAGUACAGCGACUAAAGGAUGAAGCCAGAGACCUGAGACAGGAGAUGGUGGUGAGGGAGAGGACUGCAGACAGGAUGUCAGCCCCCAGCUCUCCUACCCUGGACAUGGACAGGAUGGACUCUGCUGUCCAGGCCUCCCCGUCCCUGCCUGUCACCCCUGUAGGGAAGGGCAUGGAACACCCGUUCAUCAACCCUAAAGUGUUAACAAAUGGCUGUGGGCCUGGCGGCUCACCUUUGACCCCAUCAGCAAGAAUCUCUGCUCUUAAUAUCGUUGGGGACCUUCUUAGAAAAGUGGGGGCGCUGGAGUCCAAGCUAGCUGCAUGUAGGAACUUUGCCAAGGACCAGGCGGUGAGGAAAACCUACUCCACGUCGUCCACCAACAUGAUCACUGGGAACGGAAACCUCAUCAACAGCAACGCCACCAAGUUCUCUCACUCACUACACACCACCUACUACGACAAAACGGCUGUGAAUGGACUGGACCCCAGCACCCUGAGUGCCCUGGCGUCGCCCCGGACUGUCUCCCCUCCUGGCAUGCUGCCUCUCACCGUUUAGCAUGGCCCCCACCUCUGUACAAGCUCCCCGCAGAACAAGGUUACCCUCAUCCUUCACCCCAACCCCC
Molecule: messenger RNA, 1128 nt
Organism: Oncorhynchus kisutch (coho salmon)
Lineage: Eukaryota; Metazoa; Chordata; Actinopteri; Salmoniformes; Salmonidae
Gene: ndel1b
Product: nudE neurodevelopment protein 1-like 1b
Biological process (GO): chromosome segregation; regulation of neuron projection development; vesicle transport along microtubule
Cellular component (GO): centrosome; kinetochore; kinesin complex
Molecular function (GO): microtubule binding
Source: RefSeq, a predicted model, not a curated record